UUUAAAAGUCUGUCUGCCUCCUAACAUGAGGUGCACUUGUUUUGGAAUCUGAUUCGCCGCGGAGGCUGCGAACGCCCCGCCCCCGCGGCCUUUCGCCGCUCCCGAUUGGCCGACGCUGUCGCCCGUCUCGGGGACAUCAAGAGAGGCACGAGUUGGCCCGUGAGCCUGCGCUCGCUAGUCCUCAGUGUCGCACACGCAGCGGUAAAGAGCAGGUCCCGAUGCUCGAGUCACGGCAGCCCUGGGCGGAGAUGAAGGCGGACUCCGACUGGCUCUGAUUUUUAAAAGCCCUUUUCAUUCAGCAGCUCGGUUGCCGGAGCGGUGAUCAAUAUGGCAGAUCCGUUAUCCCAGGAGCCCACCGCUGCAAAAAUGGCGUCACUUCACCGGGUCCGAGCUUUGGCGUUGAUUUUCCUAAGUGUCACGGGCUGCUGUGUCACCCCGACCAGCGGCAAGGAAGGGUUCGARGAGACCGUCAUCAUAGGGCUCCGGCUGGAGGACACGGACGACAUUUCCUUCAUGGACAGGGGCUACCUGCGGGUGAGCGAGCGGUCCCGAGUGAAAUUGCGGGUGUACGGGCAGAACAUCAACAACGAGACCUGGUCCAAGAUCGCGUUCACGGAGCACGAGCGGAGCCGGCCGGUGGGGGGCUUUGACAGCUCCUCGGGGGACAACCAGAGCCAGGAGGACUCCUCCGGCUCGCAUCCCUGCGGAAUUAGGACUUCGGAUAUAAUUAUAUUACCCAACAUCAUCUUGAAUCGCAAAACAUCCGGAAUAGUAGAAAUCGAGGUCAAGCCUCUCAGAAAGACCGAAAGGAGUAAAGCGUAUUACCUCUGCAUCGCCACGUCCGCGCCGGCAGCGGCCGGGACGCACGACCCGUGGACGGAGACCACCUGGAUCUACCACGACGGGGAGGACACCAAAGUGAUCGUGGUGGAGGAGAAGAAGUUCCUGCUGCCUUUCUGGCUCCAGGUCAUCUUCAUCUCCAUGCUGCUCUGCCUGUCGGGCAUGUUCAGCGGCUUGAACCUGGGGCUCAUGGCUCUGGACCCCAUGGAGCUGCAGAUAGUUCAGAACUGCGGCACGGAGAGGGAGAAGAACUACGCCAAGAAGAUCGAGCCGGUCCGGAGCCAAGGGAACUACCUGCUCUGCUCGCUCCUGCUCGGGAACGUGCUGGUGAACACCACGCUCACCAUCCUGCUGGACGACAUCGCCGGCUCCGGGCUCAUCGCGGUGGUCAUGUCCACCAUCGGGAUAGUGAUUUUCGGGGAGAUCGUGCCGCAGGCCAUCUGCUCCAGACACGGCCUGGCCGUCGGCGCCAACACCAUCUUCCUCACCAAGUUCUUCAUGCUGCUCACCUUCCCCGCCUCCUACCCGGUGAGCAAGCUGCUGGACUACCUGCUGGGACAGGAGAUCGGGACCGUGUACAACCGGGAGAAGCUCCUGGAGAUGCUGCGCGUCACGGACCCCUACAACGACCUGGUGAAGGAGGAGCUGAACAUCAUCCAGGGCGCGCUGGAGCUCAGGACUAAGACGGUGGAGGACGUGAUGACGCCCCUCAGAGACUGCUUCAUGAUCCCGGGGGACGCCACCCUGGACUUCAACACCAUGUCCGAGAUCAUGAAGAGCGGCUACACGCGCAUCCCGGUGUUCGAGGGCGAGAGGUCCAACAUCGUGGACCUGCUGUUUGUUAAAGACCUGGCCUUUGUGGACCCGGAUGAUUGCACGCCGCUCAAAACCAUCACAAAGUUUUACAGCCACCAGCUGCAUUUUGUGUUUAAUGACACCAAGCUGGACGCCAUGCUGGAGGAGUUUAAAAAAGCUGUUACCUGGCCUUCCUCCCACCUCCCUCUCAUGUCUUCCUCCCUCAGAUUUGUAAGCAGCAGCAGCAGCAGCAGGCCAUGUGGGAAUCGUGCAGCAGCAGUGCUCAGGUUAUCAGGAAAAUCCCACCUGGCCAUAGUUCAGAGGGUGAACAACGAAGGCGAGGGCGACCCUUUCUAUGAGGUUCUGGGAAUCGUCACCCUGGAGGAYGUCAUUGAAGAAAUAAUCAAGUCCGAGAUCCUGGAUGAGACGGACUUAUACAAGGUGGAGCCAUUCUCACCGCUGCAGAUGUCAGAAAAGAUUCUGCUGCGAUUAUUGAAGCACCCGAAYGUCAUCCAGGAGCUGAAAUACGAUGAGAAGAAUAAGCGAGCGGCGGAGCACUACCUCUUCCACAGGAACAAACCCGUGGACUAUUUUAUCCUCGUUCUCCAGGGGAAGGUGGAGGUGGAGGCGGGAAAAGAGGGGAUGAAGUUUGAAGCGGGACCCUUCUCCUUCUACGGGAUGAUGUCUCUGACGGCAUCACCUGUGCCACUGUCCCUGUCUCGGACAUUUGCAGUCAGUAGAGCAGAAUCAUUAGCGGGAUCUCCAGAGAACAAGUCGCCUCCACGGCCGUUCGGCCUCAACCACUCCGACUCCCUGAACAGGAGCGAGCGUCUGGACGCCAUCACGCCGACGCUGGGCAGCAGCAACAACCAGCUCAACUCCUUCCUUCACAUCUACGUGCCGGACUAUUCAGUCAGAGCGCGCUCAGACCUGCAGUAUAUAAAG
Molecule: messenger RNA, 2580 nt
Organism: Austrofundulus limnaeus
Lineage: Eukaryota; Metazoa; Chordata; Actinopteri; Cyprinodontiformes; Rivulidae
Gene: cnnm2b
Product: cyclin and CBS domain divalent metal cation transport mediator 2b
Biological process (GO): magnesium ion homeostasis; transport
Cellular component (GO): plasma membrane
Molecular function (GO): magnesium ion transmembrane transporter activity
Source: RefSeq, a predicted model, not a curated record